UCUCAGUCUGUGUCUCCUCGGGCUUCUUCUCCAGCUCGUCAAGGAGAAAGAGAAGAACAAGCAGAAAGACAAUCCACAACAAGUGCAGCCGCCCCCCCCCUCUCAUGUGCGGAAAGGUUUCUCCAGGCAGCGGCUCUGCGACGGUGUGUGUGUGUGUGUGAGUGAGUGUGUGUCUGCGUGUGUGUGUGUGUGUGUGAUCGGUUUUGCAGGAAGGCAGCAACUGCAGCUUUCCCACUCAACUUCCGCUAAUGACCUGAAUUAACCGAGAGUUUUUGCACCGGACGUGUUUUUGAACUUGUCACCAGCCGCUUCGAGCUGUGUCCGGACGGCUCUUCUCUGAAGGUGUUGUUACUUCACACUUUGCAACAUGGCUGCUGCCGCCGCCGCCGCCGCUGCUGCUGCGGGAACCACCGUGCGAAGAAAAGUUUAACACCGACCCGGGAGAAGUUGUAGGCGAGCUGCUGCAUGAGUUGUCGCCCGGAGAAGGAAGCGGUCCCUCCCGGAGCCUGACACCGCCGUGCCCGCCCCGGAGGAGCCGAGUGAGAGCCGCCUCCUCCCGUGUCGUCCGCCCGCCGACAGACACACAGGCACUGCAGUGGACUUUGUGGUGAAACUGGUUCCUCUUCUUCUUCAUUUCUUCUUCUCCUCCAUCGUUGAGCUGCUGGGACUCUCCACAGCAGCUAAAAGACAACAUGCAUUUUUCCAUACCCGAAACAGAGGUCCGCUCGGGAGAAAAUGGAUCGACAUAUGUGGCCUACAACAUCCAUGUCAACGGGGUGCUGCACUGUCGGGUACGCUACAGCCAACUUCUUGGCCUCCACGAGCAGAUAAAGAAAGAAUAUGGCAGCAACGUGGUGCCUGCCUUCCCCCCAAAGAAAAUCUUCACACUGACUCCUGCUGAGGUCGAACAGAGACGGGAACAGCUGGAGAAAUACAUGCAGGCUGUGCGUCAGGAUCCGUUGCUGGGAGCCAGUGAGAUGUUUAACAGCUUCUUAAGGAAAGCACAGCAGGAGACGCAGCAGAUUCCCACAGAAGAUGUUGCUCUGGACAUCUGCCUCUCCAACGGUCAGAAGGUCACUGUCAACAUUCUGACCUCAGAUCAGACGGAGGAUGUCCUGGAUGCUGUUGCGACAAAGCUCGACCUUCCGGACGACCUUGUUGGUUAUUUCAGUCUCUUCCUCAUUCGUGAGGGUGUGGAUGGAGGUUUAACAUUUGUGCGGAAGCUGCAGGAGUUUGAGCUGCCUUAUGUAUCCAUCACCAGCUUGCGGAGCUCUGAAUUCCACAUACUCCUACGGAAGAGCUAUUGGGACAUGGCGUACGAUGGUGAUGUGAUGGACAACAGAGUCGGCCUGACUUUGUUAUACGCACAGACUGUGUCUGACAUUGAGCGAGGCUGGAUACUCGUCAACAAAGACCAGCACAGGCAGCUCAAAUCACUGCAGGAGAAAGGAUCCAAGAAAGAGUUCAUCCAUCUAGGUCAGACGCUCAAAUAUUAUGGCUACAUCAAGUUUGACCCGUGCGUUACCGACUUCCCCGAGAAGGGCUGCCAGGUCAUCGUCAGCGCCGGCAACAACGAGCUCAACUUCCACGUCAAGCUGCCUAACGAGCAGAUGAAGGAGGGGAGCUUCAAGGUCACGCGCAUGAGGUGUUGGCGAGUCACGUCUUCUCAAGUCCCAAUCGCCAACGGUACAACCAAUCCCUGCAGCUCGGCCAAAUGCGAGACGAAGCUGGAGCUGGCCUUUGAGUAUCUGAUGAGCAAGGACCGCCUCCAGUGGGUCACCAUCACCAGUCAACAGGCGAUCAUGAUGAGUAUCUGCCUCCAGUCUAUGGUGGAUGAAUUAAUGGUGAAGAAGUCAGGUGGCAGCAUUAAAAAGAUGCUGAGGAAACGACACAACGGCUCCAUCCACCGAACAGACAGUCAGCAAACUGUGAAAUCACCCCCCCUGCUGGAGUCCCCUGACCAGAACCGUGAACAGAUCGUCAAACUCUCUACCAAGCUGAGCUCGGUGUCCCUCCGAGGGAUCAGCGCCUCCAACUCGGCAAACGACAUCAGCGGCAACGAUUUCCACGGCAACUACGCUUUUGAGGGAAUCGGCGACGACGACCUGUAACCCCGACCUCCUCAGAUUCUCCCUCCUCCCCUCUUCAUUCCACUGUCAACAACUGGGAUGACAAAGAUUAUGAGCUGAGCUGAGCCGAGCCAAGCGAACCACACACACUCACACACACACGUGUCCGAUUCUGCAAGAUUGUAGCUUCUUCCUGGAGAAAUCGCUGCCUUAAGCUCUCAUGUAAUCAUCAACAGUGUCCUUUUUUUUUUACCCUUUUAAAAGCUCAUUUUUAAUUUGCAUUCAGGUCAAAAUUAUCGUAAUCAGUUGAAGCGUCGACUGUUUUUUAUUUAACUCGUGGCAACACAAUAAAUAGCAUGUAAGGCUACAGGUACUCAAACAGAAUUCCUUUCUGUAUGCUACUGCUUCUGUUUCAGUCACACAGGUCACUGUUUGAUCAACAGUACGUGUGAAGUUCUUUAAUGCAGUUAGAGUCUCGAGGUACCGCGCAAAACUAAUGUAGUCUGAAUUCCAUGAAGAAAACCUGCUACAUCCUGGAUUCUUCCCCCAGCGGCUGCAUGUUCCUGUCUAACCAGAGAGCCAAAUGUUCAGUUAGACCUGGCACUAGUGAUGAAAGAGCAGAGCCCGAUGUGUGGAAAUUGAUCUCUUAACUGGAGAUUAUUCAGAGCAACUGCUUGUAUAUGGAUGGAAUGGUUGGCUUGGCUAUAUACCAAAAUGUCAUAUUUUUAUACUGUCAGUGAUCCUCAUGCUCUUCACGUGCCAAGUCUGUAAAUAUCUUGAAGGAGACAUAUGAUGCUGUUUUCAGUUUCUCUUUCCUCUAGUGUGUUUUUAUAGCCUGGUUGUGUGUGUAAAAAGUCAAAAAGGUCAAAGUCCACAUUCAAGCGAGCUCUUCUGCCAACACUGCUCCUGAAGCUCCUGAAGCUCCUGAGGCUCCUGAAGCCCCUGAAGCUCCUGAAGCUCCUGAGGCUCCUGAGGCUCCUGAAGCUCCUGAGGCUCCUGAAGCCCCUGAAGCUCCUGAGGCUCCUGAGGCUCCUGGACCUUGUGAAGCUCCCGAAGCUCCUGGAGCUUCUGAGGCUCCUGAAGCCCCUGAAGCUCCUGAGGCUCCUAAAGCUCCAGAAGCUCCUGAAGCUCCUGAAACACAGGACACAUUUAGACGUCGUAGGUUUCAGUGGAAAUCACGCUCGGGGGGCCUUAAAGAGACAGGCGCUAAACCCAAGUAUUUCAGACAGAGGCUGAAAAGAGGAGCUGCUGCAAUGGACAGUUUGAGGAAAGAGUUUUCUGAACACAUAACAAUAACCCAAAUUUACCAUUUAGAAUCUGAGCAGAAUAUGUCUUCUUUAACAAGAUACCGGUGGUGUUUCCAUCUUACGCUGGAGGCACAGUCUCUCAUACUGCCUUCAGAAGUCGUCUGAUGCCUUAACUUUUCCUUUUUUUUUUAUGAUUUUGCCUCGUGGAUUAGCUUGUCGUCCCAACGCGACUCUGGCUCAAACCUUAAAGAAGCGUCAGCCGGUGCAUCCUAGGAUCUUGCAGAACUUGAUAGAUGGUUGAUUUGGCCGAGCUGCUUGCACUUGCUGAACCCAUCGUUUUUGCACAGUAUUACAGGUGGAGAUGAUUGUUCGAGUGGAAGCUUGAGCGCGACUUAACACACUUUGUGGAGUUUUGUUUUCCAAGGGGGCUCAGUAAAUCCAUCUGUGAUUCUUCUUCUUUUUUUUUUUUUUACAAUUUUUUAAAGGUUUCUCAUUAAUGCCAAAUUAUAGUUUACUAAAGCAUUUUGCACAGAAUAUAAACAAAAAAAUUAUGACAAUGUCACUUUUUAUAUUAUGUACAUGCAAUUAAGUAUUCUGAACAUUUACUAAUAUCUUUAUCAUCUUAGCUUAUUGUAAUCGAAUAGAUCAAAUGUAAUCUAAGCUGUAUAGAACAAAAAGUUUAAGUGGACUAACAUUUAUCGUUGUUUACAUAAUGUUUAGGGGACUUUUUUUUGUGUUUUAGUUCAAAUGGAAAGUGUUUACAAAUUUUUGCAUCUGAUUUUCUUUGUCUUGUUCUUGUUGGGCGAGUACCAGUGGAGCAUUGUUAGGGGCUCCAGUUCAUUUGGAAUCUGUACGUACAUUGUGCCAAUCAUCUCAGAGGAUUCACGCUCACGUGAUCACAAUUGCUGGAGUGAGGGAACGUUCAUGGAGGGCGGGCGACCAACACAUCCCGCCGUCGUUCCAUAUUUUUUAAUAGCAGUUUCAAAAAAGCUGCGUCUCGGCCUUUGUUGAAGCCUCUCAAUGUAAACCGACACCCAACCUGUCAGCAGCUUUACCGGUAGCCACAACUGUAAAGAAAAUGUUCUCGAGAAAAAUGUCUUGUUCUUUCACUGCUGUGCUUCUUCUUCUGUCUUCAGUUGUAUUUUUAUCUAGAGGGACGUGGACACCAGCCUUCUUUUAUUUUCUCACUUCCUGUCGCCACCAAGCCCACGGAAGCCGCAAGGUCCCGGGUGUUUUUAAUGUGUAGGUGCCAAAUCACACGUGGAGUGCAUUAACGCCAGCGUCACUAUUAAACUAAAUGUCCAACUUUCAUGAAAACUCUAUUGACUUGAUUCAUUCCACUGUUCAUCUUUUUGAUUUGAGUGGUAAGGUCGGGGACAAGUCUGUCCUGUCUGUUUGUCAUGAUGCUAAAAUAAAUUCUGAAAUGAAA
This is a messenger RNA of Limanda limanda (common dab), 4745 nucleotides long. It is a transcript of the gene snx17, whose product is annotated as sorting nexin 17. The transcript is spliced from 15 exons. Gene Ontology annotation, biological process: signal transduction; intracellular protein transport. The coding region runs from base 693 to 2111 and encodes 472 amino acids. The record is from RefSeq and is a predicted model, not a curated record. Gene Ontology annotation, cellular component: early endosome. Gene Ontology annotation, molecular function: phosphatidylinositol binding. Lineage: Eukaryota; Metazoa; Chordata; Actinopteri; Pleuronectiformes; Pleuronectidae.